UAUGGAAAAUGCAUUAAACGAUAGCAUCGAUAGUAUGUAUGAUAUGUCUCGUCAUUAGUAUUGCUCUCAACAUAGCAUACAUUGAUCAGCUGUUGUCCACAAUUGAUGCCACGCUGGAGAUCAACAAAUAUUACCAUUGUUUUUAUCAAUUGAUACAUUUUAAUCAUAAUAGUUAUCAAUAGUUUUAAUGACAAUGAAGUUAAAACAAUUGAAACGCAACGGUGUGUUGAGUUGGUCGCCGACCCGACAAUACAUGAGACUCGCCAUCGGAACCACUGCUCAACAGUUUGACACUAACUUCAGCAAUGACAGCAAACUAGAGAUCUUUGGUCUCAAUAUAGAAGAGAUCAGUGAAGAAACUCGUUUGUUAUCAUCACAAGUGGUUAACAAUACAUUUACUUGUCUUGGAUGGCAUAGCAGUGCACUUAUUGGUGGCACUCAUCUUAAGACAUUACAGUUUUACGACACGACAAACAAUGAAAUUAAAUUAAUAUAUGAAACUGAAGGUCAAACAUCUGGUAUCACUUGUCUGGAUAUAAAUCCCAAAGAAUUGCAUACAUUGGCCAUUGGUUCUGAAGAUGGAUCAAUUGGCAUUUGGGAUAUUGAGAGCAAAGGCAAACCAGAGAAAAAUAUAAAUCUGAAUUCAUCGACAGCUAAUGACUCAAUAAAUGUGGUUAAAUGGAACCGUCAGGUGAGCUCAAUACUGGCCGAAGCCUCCAAUUCCAACAUUCAGGUUUGGGAUACACGUAAAGCAGUCAAUAGCGGACCAAUAAUGAGAGUUCACGACACUAAUGCUACUUCGCUUUGGGGAAGUGGUCAACAAUCGCUUAUGAUUUCUCGAUCACUUGUUUGGUCAGAAUCCACUUCAACUACUCUUAUUGUGGCCAACAGUAAUGAUGCCAAUCCUAUUAUCCAAUUAUGGGAUUUGCGAUACGCCACAUCUCCUCUCAAUCACUUUAAAGGAGGUCAUACUCGAGGAAUACAAAGUAUUUCUUGGAAUAAAUUUGAUGAACGACUUUUGUUGUCCGCCGGUAAAGACAAUGUUGUUUGUCUUUGGGAUCCGACUUCUAACGUGAAUGAGGAAUCACUUCAAGCAUUUAUACCUUACAUAACAAAUCAAUGGAUUUCUGACAUUGAUUGGUGUCAUUGGGAACCGUCUCUAUUUGCUAUUAACUCGUUUGACGGCAACACUACUAUCUAUAAUAUAACACAAACCAAUUGUUUGAAUCAAACGAAUACAAAAAUAUUGGAGUCAUUUGACUUAAACACAACAAACCAAUUUGUCCAACAAAUGCAACCUUCCGUCCAGAGACCACCCAUUAUAGCUAAAGCUCCCAAAUGGAUGCGCUCUCCUUGUCGACCAUCAUUUGGGUUUGGCGGAAAAUUAGUCACUUAUAAUAAAGUCAUUUCUCAAAGUCAGACACAACCACCCGUUCAAUACACUCAACACGUAUUGAAUAUUUAUCACGUGAUGAUUGAUUCAGAGCUGAUAAGUCGAUCCGAAAAACUUGAAAACGCAUUAAAUAACGGAAACUUUUCCGAUUAUUGUCGCUAUAAAAUAGCAGAACAUUCAGACAAUGAAAACUUGUCAAAUGCCUGGAAGUUAGUUGAGUUACAUCUUGAAAGAGAUCCACACAAACAAAGAGAUUGUUUGUUACAAAUUAUAGGCUUUAAUGAUAUGAAUCAAAUGAAAAAUAAUAUGAAUAAUAUCAACAAUUUGUGUGAUUUAACAAAUAGACAUUUGACUACAAAUAUUUCACCAAAUAUUGUGAAUAAUUUUAAUUCAAAUGCAGUCAUUGAUAAUAAUUAUAAUGAAACUAUUUUACAAAAACUUGCCGAUAAUGUGUCAAUUGAAACGACAGGUCAUACAUUAGGUCAGAAUAUCAAUCGUGGGAUAUUAAGUGGUAAUCUGGAGCCCGUUAUUAAAGAUUGUAUAGAAAAUAACAACUGGACGGAAGCUAUACUCUUGUGUUGCUUUGUAUCUCCUGAACACACGGCCUCUACUUUACGUCAAUAUUUUGAUUAUAUUGUUUCGUCAAAUAACAACUCGUGGUCUCCAUUACUUUGGUGUAUUAUAUCAGCGCAAACUACCACUGAUGACGAAUCAUUGAUUCAUAUUUAUGAAGAACUUGUUCUUAAGUUUGAACUCAAAUAUUGGGCUCAAGUUUUGGCAUUUAUUGUUAAAGAAUCGGACAAUUGGGACGAUUCCAAUACAAAAGUUUAUUUAAUUAACAAAUUGGCUAAACGUUUGAUGGAUAGCUAUGUGGACACCGGCUCUAAUAAUUGGUUGAACGCUGCGAUGUAUUGUUAUAUAAUAAACGCUGACUUCAAAAAUAUAUCAAAGUUUGUCCCAUUUGGUAGUCAUUUGGAUCGCAUAGAGUUAUCAUUAAUUCUUCAAAAGUCAACUAACACUCCAUUUUCGACCAAUCAAUUGACAGCACAUUACGCAAAGUUAUUGACUGUCGAAGGAAAGCUAGAUUUAGCCCUUAAAUACAUUGACGAGAAUGAAGUCGAACUUAAAGAUAGAAUUAUUAAUAAUUUACAACCAAAUAGUAGACUAUUGUCUAAACAAACUCAAGUUACCACUACUUCUCGAUUUCAAAAGAUUCCGCAAACAUAUAACAGAACCAAUGCUUAUCCAACCACUGCAACACCCGUCCCAACACCUGUUCAAUAUAAUUCUCCGUACGGAACAUCAAAUAUGGGACAACUUUAUGGUCAGCCAUCUAUUCCUCCAAUGUCAUCGCAACCUCAAACACCUUCACCAUAUGGAGCUCCACCACUUGGGAACUUCAAUCCAAAUAGCACUUCAAUUCAAGGACCACCACCAAUGAUUCCACAAUUACCGGUAACACCAAUGAUGUCUAGUAUGCCACCACCACCACCACAAUCAGUAGGACCAUCAACCCAUCAAGGUCCAAUCAAUUAUGGUGCACCAGCUUAUCCUACACCACCUUCGUUUGUACCAACUGUUCCUUCGGGACCAACUCAACCGGGAAUGUAUACACAAACACAUACUCAUUCAAUGACAUCACAUAAUUUUGGUGAUUUACAAUAUACACAGCAAGAUGUUAGUCCCGGUUGGAAUGACCCACCCGUUCCAACUAAGUCUAGACAUAAUUCUUUUAGCUCAACACACCAUCAAAAACUUUUGUUGAAUCCACUUCAAGGAAAUACUAUAACAACACCAUUACCUGUAAUGGAAAACGAAAGAGUGACACAAAACGUAGCACAAGUAAGUCAACAUCCAGUUCCUAUAGUCGAACCACUUUCACCACAAAACCAACUGAUAUACGACUCAUUUCUUCGUUUGGUAACAAAUCUACAACAAAGCCCUCACUCACAAGCAUUGAAUAUUCGCCGAAAACUUGAAGACUCGAAACACAAAUUAGAAACAUUAAGAGUAAAGUUAGCUCCGAGUGGUAAUCUAUCGGGUAAUACAAUGCAAGGCUUGAAUCAAAUCGCGACGGCUAUCGAUCGCAAUGAUUUUCACACAGCACUGGGAUAUCACGCAAAUCUAGUGGCGGCCACCACUUUCGGGGAAACGGCCGCUUUUCUGCCCGCUAUUAAAGUUAUAUUACAAUUAGCUCUGCAACGGUUUCACACUUAAAGAGUAAUUAUUUAAACUAUAAUCAGA
Molecule: messenger RNA, 3637 nt
Organism: Oppia nitens
Lineage: Eukaryota; Metazoa; Arthropoda; Arachnida; Sarcoptiformes; Oppiidae
Gene: Sec31
Product: protein transport protein Sec31B-like
Exons: 5
Coding region: 188-3610 (1140 amino acids)
Biological process (GO): COPII-coated vesicle cargo loading; endoplasmic reticulum to Golgi vesicle-mediated transport; endoplasmic reticulum organization
Cellular component (GO): endoplasmic reticulum exit site; COPII vesicle coat
Molecular function (GO): protein binding; structural molecule activity
Source: RefSeq, a predicted model, not a curated record